CGACGUUAUUUCUGAAUGAGUACUGCGUUAUUUCAGAAUGAGUACCACAUUUUUCAAAUGAACUAUUAUGCUUGUGCGAGAAUGAGUACUACUUUAUUUCGAAAUGAGUACUAAAUAGAUGUACGGUACCUCUUGAAUUCAAACGGUUCACCAUCGUUCGUUAGGGUUUUCAGUAACGUCCGGAUCUCAAUGGCGGAUGAGGAAGUUGUGGUUGCGGCCGAGACGACGACAUCGGUGUCGAACUCUGACAAUCACAAACGGAAGCUUGAGGAUUUGAAACACGCAGCACCAGGCGAGUCCGUCCUGAAGGUGGAAGCCGUUUCAGAUUCAGCCGAAAACCCCAAAGCUGAGGUGAUUGAGGGCGGAAAAGGUGAAAAGGAAGCUCAUGUUGAUGGGUCUGAAGCCAAGCGACUUCGCCUUGAGGAUAAAGUUGAUGACAUAGGUGCUGAGAAUGGACACAGAGAAGAGAAGAAAAGGGGGGAGUCAAAAGAGGAUGAUACUGUAGAGAAGUCACCCUGUUUGGAUAGUAAUAUACAGUUGGAUAAUGGCCCUGAGGUGGAUGAUAUACACAUAGAAGAGAAGAAAGGGCAUGAGUCAGAAGUGGACUAUUCUGGAGAGAAACCAGUUAGUUUGGAUCAUUGUAGACAGCUGGAUGAUGCCCCCAAGGUGGAUAAUGAAGCUCAGGAGACUACUAUCAGUGAACAACUUGCUCCAAUUAAUGAUUUAGAAACAAGUGAUGUUCAAGAAUCCAACAAUAAUGACGAACUUCAGAAAUAUUAUAAUACAGAAGAACCAUGUAAAGGUGAAGUUCAUGAGCCCUCUUCUAGUCUCCCUCAACAAGCAGGUGCUCCAAAUGAUCAAGAUAAAAAUAUAACAAUGGAGACCCAAACAGUAUCACACAUAUUGGAGGUCCCCAAUAACAAGGUUGGUGUGAUCAUUGGCAAAGGCGGAGAAACUAUUCGACAUCUGCAAUUCAAUUCUGGUGCCAAGAUUCAAAUCACCCGUGAUUCUGAUUCUGACCCUCAUUCUACAACUAGGCCUGUUGAGCUCAUAGGAACAUUGGAUAGUGUAGUCAAGGCUGAAAAAUUGAUAAAGGAUGUCAUAGCUGAGGCUGAUGCCGGAGGCUCUCCUUCCCUCGUGGCUAAGGGAUUUAACCCUGUGCAAUCUGUGGUUGGAGAUCAGAUUGAGAUGAAAGUUCCAAUUGAGAAGGUUGGUUUAAUUAUUGGAAAAAGUGGGGAAACUAUUAAAAACCUUCAAGCAAGAUCAGGAGCACGCAUUCAGCUUGUACAGCUUCCUGAUGGAGAACAAGUUAAAGAAAGAACAAUACGAGUUAGUGGUGAAAGAAAGCAGAUUGAGAGGGCCCGAGAAAUGAUACAAGAAGUCAUGGAUCAGGUCUGUACUCAUUUUAAAAUAUUCUUUUUAUAUAAGCCAUGAUUGGUCUGACAUAUUUUACUUUUGACGUUUAGUCAGAAGUACUGUUCUUAUUUCUGAUGCAUGAAUACACCUGCUUUAUUUAGUUUGCUGUUUCUUUUUCUGGUAUACAAAGAUCAAUCAUCUCUGUGAUAUUUUGACUAUAUGACUUGUUAAGUUAAAAUUGAUGUUAUUUGGUCUAUUGUGAAUGCUGAAUUGCAUAUAGGUUGAAUGAAUAAUGUCAUCCAACAUGCAUGUUUAUCUUUUUGUUUGUAGGUAUAACAUAAUGAAGUCAUGCUUAGCUCUUAUCUUUUCAUCACUUCUUUUAUUGUAAUAAUGUAAUUUAUUGUUU
Messenger RNA from Cuscuta campestris, 1762 nucleotides. Lineage: Eukaryota; Viridiplantae; Streptophyta; Magnoliopsida; Solanales; Convolvulaceae. The record is from the annotation of a GenBank genome assembly.